This is a messenger RNA of Blumeria graminis f. sp. triticale, 909 nucleotides long. The record is from the annotation of a GenBank genome assembly. Lineage: Eukaryota; Fungi; Ascomycota; Leotiomycetes; Helotiales; Erysiphaceae.
AUGCGACUCUUACUCGUUCGCCACGGAGAAACUGUUGAUAAUGUGGCAGGAGUCUAUGCUGGGGUGACCGAUUCCGCUCUCACCUGUCAUGGAUACCUUCAAGCUGAGCGACUGGGCGCACAUCUAUCUAAAAAAGGAUUCCGGAUUGUAGAAAUCUUCUGCUCCGACCUUAAACGUGCCUAUCUGACGGCCGAAGCCAUACGCCAGUUUCAGGAUCCUCAACCAUUACCACCAACAAAGCUAGAAUUAAUUCGAGAGCAAAACUUUGGAAGUUUUGAAGGGAAAAAAUCCAUAAGACAAGAUCCAAAUGUCGUCGGCAGGGAAGAUAUUGUGAGCGAGGUGGAGUCCAAAAAGUCCCUUGAGUCCCGAGCAAAUGCUUUCAUCAAUGAUCAUCUCCUCAAAUUAUUCUAUCAAACUGCUGAUGAGCAUACUGUGGCAGUUAUAUCUCAUGGAAUAUUUCUCAAAUAUCUAUGGAAGUCCCUUCUUUGCCGCUUUCCUUCUGCGUGCGUAUCCCUUGUUCAGAAAUCUGGCGCACCACGAGCUCCUUCAAUUAAAAAUCUAGGCCUAUGGUUUAAUACUGCAUAUAUGGAACUAGAUAUAAAGCAGCGUCCAAUUAGUCUAGCUGCUACCCCUCAAAACUCGGUACCUUGUGAAUUUACAAGCAACAAUCCACAUAAUCAUGAAACUAGCUCCGGAAAGCAAUCAUCGAUUCCAGUAACCAUUGAUUCCAAGCUAGUGCAAGGGCCUACAGGUCUGAAAUUAAACCUCUAUAUUUUAGAGAUAAAUUUUUGUGAACACUUGCGUGGUCUUAAAAAAUCUCGUGGUGGCACUUCAAACCUACCAUAUAACCCCGCCCAAAAAAAUAUCUUCAAAUUCUUUAACCAAAGGAAAUCGGCAGGAUUGGGUUAA